Messenger RNA from Heterocephalus glaber (naked mole-rat), 4101 nucleotides. It is a transcript of the gene Unc5b, whose product is annotated as unc-5 netrin receptor B. The record is from RefSeq and is a predicted model, not a curated record. Gene Ontology annotation, cellular component: membrane. Gene Ontology annotation, biological process: anterior/posterior axon guidance; netrin-activated signaling pathway. Lineage: Eukaryota; Metazoa; Chordata; Mammalia; Rodentia; Bathyergidae. Gene Ontology annotation, molecular function: netrin receptor activity; protein binding.
CAGCGGCGCUGGCAUUGUGGCAGGCGGCGGGGGCCGGCAAGGGCCCUGGGGCCGCUGGGAGCGGCUGGGCGCGGAGAGCGCCGCUGAGCGCACUCUCCUUCGGUCGCGCAACUUCGGAGCCAGGGCGCAGAGCACGGUGAGCGCUCGGAGCCCCGCAGCCGGAGGAGCGCAGAGUGGGGCGCGCCGGAGCCUGGCUCCAGAGCGGGCACCGGGCAUCCACCGCGUUCCGAGCUCCGCUCAGCCUGGCUGCCGCUGCCCCCACGGAAGGCACGGGCUGGCGCGGCCGGGCGCCGGGGAGGACGGCGAGGAGGAGGCGGCGGCGGCGGAGACGGCGGCGGCGAGGCUGGGGCCAGGGAGAGAGCCCCGGGGGAGAGGCGCCCGAGCCGGGCCGCGGGAGCAUGUGGGCCCGGAGCGGAGCGCGGGGCGCGCUGCUGCUGGCGUUGCUACUCUGCUGGGACCCGAGCCUGAGCCAAGCAGGUGCUGACACAGCCAGCGAGGUGCUCCCUGACUCCUUCCCCUCGGCGCCUGCGGAGCCAUUGCCCCACUUCCUGCAGGAACCCCAGGAUGCCUACAUCGUGAAGAACCGGCCUGUGGAGCUGCACUGCCGUGCCUCCCCCGCCACACAGAUCUAUUUCAAGUGCAAUGGAGAGUGGGUGGGCCAGAGCGACCAUGUCACGCAGGAAGGCCGGGAUGAGGCCACGGGCCUGCGGGUGCGAGAUGUGCAGAUCCAGGUGUCCCGGCAGCAGGUGGAGGAGCUCUUCGGGCUGGAGGACUACUGGUGCCAGUGCGUGGCCUGGAGCUCUGCGGGCACCACCAAGAGUCGCCGGGCCUACGUCCGCAUCGCCUACCUGCGCAAGAACUUUGACCAGGAGCCCCUGGGCAAGGAAGUGCCCCUGGACCACGAGCUCCUCCUGCAGUGUCGCCCGCCAGAGGGAAUACCAGUGGCUGAGGUGGAGUGGCUCAAGAAUGAGGAUGUCAUCGACCCCACCCAGGACACCAACUUCCUGCUCACCAUCGACCACAACCUCAUCGUCCGCCAGGCCCGACUGUCAGACACCGCCAACUACACCUGUGUGGCCAAGAACAUCGUGGCCAAGCGUCGGAGCACCACAGCCACUGUCAUCGUCUACGUGAAUGGCGGCUGGUCCAGCUGGACAGAUUGGUCACCCUGCUCUAACCGCUGUGGGCGUGGCUGGCAGAAGCGCACGCGGACCUGCACCAACCCCACCCCACUCAACGGAGGCGCCUUCUGCGAGGGCCAGGCCUUCCAGAAGACGGCGUGCACCACUGUGUGUCCAGUGGACGGGGCGUGGACGGAGUGGAGCAAGUGGUCGGCCUGCAGCACUGAGUGUAUCCAGUGGCGCAGCCGUGAGUGCAUGGCGCCCCCGCCCCAGAAUGGAGGCCGAGACUGCAUUGGGCCGUUACUCGACUCCAGGAACUGCACUGAUGGGCUGUGCAUGCAGAAUAAGAGAACUCUAAGCGACCCCAAAAGUCACCUCCUGGAGGCCUCAGGUGAUGUGGCGCUGUAUGCAGGCCUCGUGGUGGCCAUCUUCGUGGUAGUGGCAGUCCUCAUGGCGGUGGGGGUGGUGGUGUAUCGCCGCAACUGCCGCGACUUCGACACCGACAUCACUGACUCAUCUGCUGCCCUCACUGGCGGCUUCCAUCCAGUCAACUUCAAGACCACGAGGCCCAGCAACCCACAGCUGCUGCACCCAUCCAUGCCUCCUGACCUGACGGCCAGUGCUGGCAUCUACCGAGGGCCGGUGUACGCCCUGCAGGACUCGGCUGACAAGAUCCCUAUGACCAACUCUCCCCUGCUGGACCCCCUGCCUGGCCUCAAGAUCAAGGUCUACAACUCCAGCACCACUGGGCCCAGGCCUGGCCUGCCUGAUGGGACCGACCUGCUGGGCGUCCUGCCACCUGGCACUUACCCUGGUGAUCUCUCCCGGGACAGCCACUUCCUGCACCUGCGCAGCACCAGCCUCGGGUCCCAGCAGCUCCUGGGCCUGCCCCGAGAACCUGGCAGCAGUGUCAGCGGCACCUUUGGUUGCCUGGGUGGGAGGCUGAGCAUCCCUGGCACAGGGGUCAGCCUGCUGGUGCCCAAUGGAGCCAUUCCCCAGGGCAAGUUCUACGAGAUGUACCUGCUUAUCAACAAGGCCGAAAGCAGCCUCCCACUUUCGGAAGGGACCCAGACAGUAUUGAGCCCCUCGGUGACCUGUGGGCCCACAGGCCUCCUGCUGUGCCGCCCUGUCAUCCUCACCAUGCCGCACUGCGCCGAAGUCAGUGCCGGUGACUGGAUCUUCCAGCUCAAGACCCAGGCUCACCAGGGCCACUGGGAGGAGGUGGUGACCCUGGAUGAGGAGACCCUGAACACCCCCUGCUACUGCCAGCUGGAGGCCAGGUCCUGCCAUGUUCUGCUGGACCAGCUGGGCACUUACGUGUUCAUGGGCGAGUCCUACUCCCGCUCAGCCCUCAAGCGGCUCCAGCUGGCCAUCUUCGCGCCCGCACUCUGCACAUCGCUGGAGUACAGCCUCAAGGUCUACUGCCUGGAGGACACACCCGUGGCCUUGAAGGAGGUGCUGGAGCUGGAGCGGACGCUGGGGGGCUACCUGGUGGAGGAGCCCAAGCCCCUGCUGUUCAAGGACAGCUACCACAACCUGCGCCUGUCCCUGCAUGACAUCCCCCAUGCUCACUGGCGGAGCAAGCUGCUGGCCAAGUACCAGGAAAUUCCUUUCUGUCACAUUUGGAGUGGCAGCCAGAAGGCCCUGCACUGCACCUUCUCCCUGGAGCGGCACAGCCUGGCCUCCACCGAGCUCACCUGCAAGAUCUGCGUGCGGCAGGUGGAGGGGGAAGGCCAGAUAUUCCAGCUGCACACCACGCUGGCUGAGACACCUGCUAGUUCCCUGGAUGCCCUGUGCUCUGCCCCUGGCAGCGCUGUCACCACACAGCUGGGCCCCUAUGCCUUCAAGAUCCCAGUGUCCAUCCGCCAGAAGAUAUGCAACAGCCUUGACGCCCCCAACUCGCGGGGCAACGACUGGCGUCUGUUGGCGCAGAAGCUGUCCAUGGACCGGUAUCUGAAUUACUUUGCCACCAAAGCGAGCCCCACAGGUGUGAUCCUGGACCUCUGGGAAGCUCUGCAACAGGAUGAUGGGGACCUCAACAGCCUGGCCAGUGCCUUGGAGGAGAUGGGCAAGAGUGAGAUGCUGGUGGCCAUGGCCACUGACGGGGACUGCUAGCGCCCAGAGCCACGGGCUGGCAGGAACAGACAGGAGGCAGGGUGGGGAGGUCCAGUGCUUACAGCUGGAGUUGCUCCUCUCCUCCUCCUGCUCCCCACCAGAGCCCCAGACCAAGACCAGACCACAGCCAGCCUCGGAGAAUCCAUGUGCUCAGUUGCUGGGAGGCCCAGAGCCCCUCAUCUCAUGCCGUCUCCUGGUUUGUACCCUGUGUGACAGCAGCAGUUAGGGACAGGAGGUGGCCCUCCCUCCAGCCCUUCUCCCGCACUUGCCCUGUGACUUCUGGGUCCCCUAGUUCUAGUUCUGUUCUCACCUUCGCCCCCACCUGCUGGUUUCUCCCCCCAGAGCCCGGAAAGCUUUCACUCCCUUUCCCUCACAAAGAGUCGAGUACAAUUAAUUCCACAGAACUGCUUUCUCCUGUCCACAGUGAAAAGGAAAAGGAAGGUAAAAAAAAAAGCUUCAGACACUAGUGAGGCUCAGAGAAGAAGGAAAACACCAAAACCACAAGGGAAAAGAAAAACCCAGUUUCUUAGGAAACGCAAAUGAUUUAUUAUCCAGAUAUUUGGAUAAGUCCUUUUUAAGAAAAAAAAAAAAAGAAAGAAAGAAAGAAAAUGAAAAAAAAGAAAACGAAAACUUUUUUCCUGAGUGUGGGUGAGAGUUGGCGUGCUCAGGUUUUAGCCGGGAGCUUGUGCAUGCGUGUGUGCGUGUUUGUGUGUGUGCGCGCGUGUGCAUGUGUGCAUGUGUGUUGGGGGGAGAGACUGAACAAGGCAUGCUUUGCUGCUAAUGACUCUGUCUUGGACUGAAUUCUGACAAGACCUCGGUUUCCCCAUCUGUGCAGGGAGCAGGUGAGACAGGGUCGGCUGAAUUC